Paramecium tetraurelia is the source of this 1938-nucleotide messenger RNA. RefSeq lists its product as uncharacterized. NCBI's taxonomy places the organism in Eukaryota, Ciliophora, Oligohymenophorea, Peniculida, Parameciidae. Gene Ontology annotation, molecular function: methylcrotonoyl-CoA carboxylase activity; ATP binding; metal ion binding. The record is from RefSeq and is a predicted model, not a curated record. Gene Ontology annotation, cellular component: mitochondrion. The transcript has 9 exons.
AUGUCAUAUAUCAAUAAAUUACUUGUUGCUAAUAGAGGAGAGAUUGCUUGUAGAGUAAUGAGGACAGCCAAGAAAAUGGGUAUAAAAACCGUGGCGGUGUAUAGUGAUAUUGACAAAAACACUUUAUUUGUUGAGAUGGCUGAUGAAGCUUAUAAUAUAGGUCCUCCUUAAGCUUUGCAAUCAUAUUUAAGAAGUGACAAAAUUAUUGAUGUUGCCUUAAGCACAAAGAGUCAAGCUAUUCAUCCAGGAUUUGGAUUUCUUUCAGAGAAUGCACAAUUUUCUGAAGAUUGUCAAAAAAAUGAUCUUAUAUUUGUAGGACCCAGUGCUGAUGCUAUCAGAAAGAUGGGAUCUAAAAGCGAGUCAAAAAUAAUCAUGACAGAUGCAAAAGUUCCAGUUGUUCCAGGUUAUCAUGGUGAAACCUAAGAUCCCAAUUUUCUUCUUCAAGAGGCUGAGAAAAUAGGGUUCCCAGUUUUAAUAAAAGCUGUUAUGGGUGGAGGAGGAAAAGGAAUGAGAAUUGUUAGAUAGAAGUCUGAGUUCCUGGAGGCUUUGGAAGGAGCCAAAAGAGAAGCCUUAAAGAGUUUCAAAGACGAAAGAGUGCUUGUUGAAAAAUACAUUGAAAAGCCUAGACACAUUGAGGUUCAGAUCUUUGGGAUUGCUCAAUAUAAAGAAGACAUUAAAAGGGUUAUAGAAGAAGCUCCUUCUGCCUUGGAUGAGAAAAUACGAUAUGAUAUUGGAGAAAAAGCCAAAGCAGCUGCUAGAGCAGUCAAAUACUCAAAUGCAGGAACAGUAGAGUUUAUAUUUGAUUUGGAUUCAAGUAAAUUCUACUUUAUGGAAAUGAACACAAGAUUGUAAGUUGAACAUCCAAUUACAGAAAUGAUUACUGGGAGUUGCAAGUGGAGAACAACUACCAUUAACUCAAGAAUAAAUUAAAAGAAAAGGUCAUUUCCAUUUGAAGCUCGUAUCUAUUCAGAGAGUCCUAAUAACAACUUUUUACCAGGGAGUGGCAAACUUGAUCAUUAUUCAGAACCAAAAGCAUCUCAAUCUGUUAGAAUUGAAACUGGUGUAAGAGAAGGAGAUACCAUUUCAAUUUUCUAUGAUCCCAUGAUUGCUAAGUUGGUUGUAUAUGGAGAGAAUAGGCAAUUGGCUAUCUAAACUCUUUUAAAUGCCUUGUAAAAUUAUUAAAUUCAUGGCUUACCUAAUAACAUUUCAUUUUUAAAAACUGUUCUUUAACAUCCAGAAUAUGUAAAUCAGUAAUAUGAUACCUCCUUCAUUGGUAAAAACUAAGACACUUUAUUAAAAUUAAAAGACCAUUACAAUCCUAUCGAUAUUGCUCUAGCUAUUGCUGGUAGACAUUUCCUAAAUUCAGUUCAGUUACCUAAAUCACUAUUAAAUUUCAGAAAUGGCGCUCAAAUUCAUAAUAAAUUAUCAUUGCAUAUUUAAAGUGCUUCAUAUGCACAUUAAAAGGAGAUUAAGAUUACUCAUAACAUUAAUGGAAACACUCAUGAAUUAGAAAUUAAAGGUUAAAAGAUUGUAGUGAAUAAAGUAACUAAAAGUUAAGAACAUAAUAAUUUAUUAAUUUUUGAAACCAAUUAAGGCAUUUUUAUUAGAACAAUAAGAAAUAAUGAAAACCUGUUAAUUUUUGAUGCCGAAGGUGAUCCUAUCUCAAUUACUGUCUCUUCUGAUGAAGUCAAGAAGGUCAAAUCGGAUCAACAUGGACAUGGCAAUAAUAAAGAAAUUGUUGCUCCUAUGCCUUGCACUCUGACCAAGGUUAAUGUAAAGGUUGGAUAAAAAGUAAAAAGAGGUGAUAUCUUAAUUAUCAUGGAAGCUAUGAAAAUGGAACAUACAAUUAAAGCUGCCAUAGAUGGGGAAGUUAAAGAGAUAAGAUAUAAGGAAGGUUAAUUUAUAGAGGCAGGAGCCAUGAUUGUUAAAUUAGAAUGA